Messenger RNA from Linum tenue, 297 nucleotides. The record is from the annotation of a GenBank genome assembly. Lineage: Eukaryota; Viridiplantae; Streptophyta; Magnoliopsida; Malpighiales; Linaceae.
AUGGCGGUGCCGGAGCUCGACGAGCAAAGGAUCGAGGAGGUAGAGGAGCUAUCGGAAAAGACGGAGAAGAAGAUAGUGAAGGGAGUGAGGAAGAUACUGGGGAAGGAGAACUUGUACCAGGUGUCGGAGAGGCAAGUCCGGGAGAAAGCGUCGGAGAAGCUGGGAAUCGACUUGGCGGUGGAGCCGUACAAGUCGGUGGUCCGAAGAGCUGUGCAAGAUUUCCUUGAGAAGCUCAAGAGCCACGGGAUACGCCCCGGAGUCCAAUCCCAUCUGAAAUCGGUCGUCGGCACCGAUUAG